This is a messenger RNA of Ectocarpus sp. CCAP 1310/34, 2645 nucleotides long. The record is from the annotation of a GenBank genome assembly. Lineage: Eukaryota; Phaeophyceae; Ectocarpales; Ectocarpaceae.
CUCGUGUCAGUUGCUAAUCCCAAAAUCUAGCAAAGACUCGGUCCGUGGUCACAAAAAUGCUAGAGCCAUCAGAAGAUCUAAAGAACACACACACACUAUUAGCAAGGAAAGGGUACGCAAGCCCGAGGAGGUACACCUGUAACCCCUGCAACACGUUUGCGUGCUCACAACUGAACUACACGCCCACACACUACAAUUCGACUACUGCAGCAGCAUCACCCCCCUUGUCCCGCAUUUAACCAAAAUGACUGUCGACUACAGCGUACUGCUGUCUGAAGUGCUGUCUGUACACAAUUAAGGCACCCGGGUUAUCCGCGCCAUCCCUGCCGCGUCUCUCUACAAAACCAGUGACGUCAUCACACACACCCAACACCUGUAUUCAGGAAAAAAACGGAAAAAUAAUUGACAAUACAAGAGAUGUUUGUCCGUGCGCCACGGUUCGAUGCCGUCCGCCUGCUCCGGUUGCGCUGCUCCGGUUGCGCUGCUCCGACGCCGCUGCUCCGGUGCCGCUGCUCCGGUGCCGCUGUGGCCAGUCCUAGCACGACCAAACUCGACCCGCUCCGCUUCGUGCACGCUCUCGUUGCUGUCCUUCCCAGUCGGUUCCUCGCUUUCUCCCUCGUUGCACUUAGGGUUCUCGGUCUGAAGAUUCUCGCGCCGAAGGGUCAACCAGCCCAAUCAGCUCGUCACCACCUGUCCCCUCCUCCUUUGAUGGCAAAACCAGGUUACUGAGACAGUACAGCUCCAUCUAGCAAACCUAGGGCCGUGUACAUAGUGCCCGUCCACCUUUUUGAUGACGUCUGCCUCCGCGCACAAAGAUGAGAUGGGCAUUGCUGCCUACACCGACGGCCUGGAGGCCCGCGCAUCUGCACCUUUGUACCUGACGCACCAGUGCCGACCCAACUCCACCACUACGCACGCCUCGCGGCGGGUGCGCCGCAGCAAGACGGAUACGCCUCGAGGGUCUCGCGAGUCAGCGGGCGGACCAUCUGCGACCACAACCCACGACGACAGCAAUUUCGAUGGAACCGGUCUACAUGUUUGGCCGGGCAGCCGUUUGCUCGCUCGUUUUCUCGCAGAACCGUCGGGUGCACGGCGGCUGUUCCCUCAGUUUGUUACCCGCCAGCCCGGCUGCGCACCCCCGCUGCACGGCGGUGGCAGCAGCUGCGAUGGCCAAACAGGCGACAUGCGCGCCACCUCCUCCUCCAACCGCAAAAUGACGCCCUCAGCAGAAGCUGCUGCGGACGGAAGAAGGGAGAGCAGCCCUAGGCCCCGACAUAGAACCGCUCCACAUCAAGAUUCUCGCUGCGUCGCGGUGGACCAAAGCUCGGCACCGCCGACGGUCCUAGAACUCGGAGCCGGCACGGGGGUCUGCGGCAUGGCGGCGUCCUUAUCGUUAGGCUGCUCCGUGGUCCUGACGGACCGAAGGAGCGACAUCCUGGAGAAUCUCCGGAAAAACAUCAACCUGAACGGGCUGGCAACGAGGGCGCGGGUGGUGCGACUUGAAUGGGGGCGAAAGAGUAGAAGCUGUCCCGCAGAGAUACGGGAACUUUCGCCUUUCAAGGUGAUCCUGGCGUCGGACACAGUGUAUCCAGGGAAACCGUUCUCGGACACCGAGGCGUUCUUCGCUAUGGCAGCGGAGCUUUUGGACCCGGAAGUGGGCGUACUCCUGCUGACCUACACGCCCAGGCAGCCGUCUACAUGCACGGAGAACAUGCUACGUUGCGCGUAUCGUGCCGGGCUGCGAGGAACCGCGCUGUGGAACGAGCACGGGGAUCGCUGGCGCGAGGGAAACGAUCCUCGCAGUCUACCAGCACCACGUGGUGUCGGCAGUCACAACCAUCCGUUGACAGACCCGCGGCAUGGGAGCGCUGCCCUCAAGGGGGUCGAUUUUUGUCCGCGGGAACAAGGUUCAUGCCCGUCAAGCACCUGCACGACGAACGGCACCAACGCGGUCCUGGACCCAAGGCACGCCGUAAAGUGUCCGUUGGAAGUUGACAAUGGGAAGGGUAAUAAUCUGGCCCACCCUACGCAGAGUGGGAGCCCUAGGCCCUGCGAAGAUUGCUCUCAUCCGGGAACUACGCCGAACAAGCCGCCCCUCCGAGAUACCCGGCCUGUACCCGACGGUUGCACGCCAAUUCUGUUAGCUUUCGAGUUGUGCCCUAAACCCACGGACCGGGAUGGAAGCCUGGCCAACAACCCAGAGCUGGCUUGGUUAUCGGAGUGGAAAUUCGUUUUUCCGGACCUCCAAAAACGAUUAGAAUGUCGUCCCGCUUGGCGUGCUCCCGGGGCAGCGUGGAGCCAGGACGGUGCGGGGGCACUGAAAAAUAAUGGCGGCCGUUGGGACGAUGCAAGUGCCGAAGGGGGCGAAGUCACCGCCGAGUAUUUGUGGGGCUCCUCCACGACUGUGUAGCGCAACCCCUCAAAGUCCUCUCGGGUUAUCAUCCAAUGGCUGAUGUGGGUGAAAUGUUCUCAAACUUGGCACCCCAAAUUUGCAGCUUUCAACGCCAAGAUAUUGGCGUCAUGUCGCCUGUGUGAUUUUGAGGAGUUGAGGCCCGAAACGGGUUGACCGCCGGAUAGUUGGCAGGAAAAUGGGUUCGAUGUGGCACACUGCAGGGUAAUCCGUUGAAUGGCCAUGCUAAACAACA